Messenger RNA from Cryptotermes secundus, 1188 nucleotides. Its product is annotated as polyubiquitin-B. Lineage: Eukaryota; Metazoa; Arthropoda; Insecta; Blattodea; Kalotermitidae. Gene Ontology annotation, molecular function: ubiquitin protein ligase binding; protein tag activity. Gene Ontology annotation, biological process: protein ubiquitination; modification-dependent protein catabolic process. Gene Ontology annotation, cellular component: cytoplasm; nucleus. The coding region runs from base 253 to 942 and encodes 229 amino acids. The record is from RefSeq and is a predicted model, not a curated record. The transcript has 5 exons.
GAGGCUUCGUUCUGUAGGUAAAGCGAGGUAGAAUCUGUUAGGGCUGUUAGGUUUGAUCGGUCUGGUAUUGGAAUUGGUAGUGUGUGCGCUCAAUUUUGUGAUUCAAGGAGCUGAGCAGGAGCAGAGUGAACACUGAUUCUUACAUAUCAUUCGAUCUACGGGAAACUGAAAAUAACACCGAAAGGAGUCUAAUAUUGGCCGAGAUAUAGUGGAAGCAGUAAUUGGAUACUGCAAGUGGUGAUAAUUGUAAGGAUGCAGAUCUUUGUGAAGACUUUGACCGGAAAAACCAUCACUCUUGAAGUGGAACCAUCAGACACCAUUGAAAAUGUAAAAGCAAAAAUUCAGGAUAAGGAAGGAAUUCCUCCUGAUCAGCAGCGUUUGAUUUUUGCAGGAAAGCAGUUGGAAGAUGGUCGCACACUUUCUGACUACAAUAUACAAAAAGAGUCCACCUUGCACUUGGUGCUGCGUCUGCGCGGUGGCAUGCAGAUAUUUGUUAAGACCCUGACCGGAAAGACGAUCACUCUGGAGGUAGAGCCUUCAGAUACCAUUGAGAACGUGAAGGCAAAGAUCCAGGACAAGGAAGGUAUCCCUCCUGACCAACAGCGACUUAUCUUUGCCGGCAAGCAGCUGGAGGAUGGACGCACACUUUCAGAUUACAACAUACAGAAGGAGUCCACCUUGCACUUGGUGCUGCGUCUGCGCGGUGGCAUGCAGAUAUUUGUUAAGACCCUGACCGGAAAGACGAUCACUCUGGAGGUAGAGCCUUCAGAUACCAUUGAGAACGUGAAGGCAAAGAUCCAGGACAAGGAAGGUAUCCCUCCUGACCAACAGCGACUUAUCUUUGCCGGCAAGCAGCUGGAGGAUGGACGCACACUUUCAGAUUACAACAUCCAAAAAGAAUCAACCCUGCAUUUGGUCCUUCGCCUCCGAGGCGGGUUCUGAACAUUCCACUUCAUAUUUUAUAGCACUAGCUUACAUUUUUAGUGUGUAGGCAUUUAGUUGAAUUUUCUUACUCUUCAGUUACAUUUUAGUUACCCUUAAUGACAGUAAAUUGUCAGAGAUAAUUGAUUAAAUAGAAUGAAUAGCACUGUAUAAACUUAUGUUCUUAAAAUUUGUGCUUCAGUACUGUUAUAAAUGUGUAAAACUUCAAAUGUACUCUUUCUGCUGUAAUAAAACUUGUAAAAAUUA